Molecule: messenger RNA, 5749 nt
Organism: Mya arenaria
Lineage: Eukaryota; Metazoa; Mollusca; Bivalvia; Myida; Myidae
Product: dynein axonemal assembly factor 4-like
Exons: 11
Coding region: 55-1272 (405 amino acids)
Biological process (GO): inner dynein arm assembly; outer dynein arm assembly; cilium movement
Molecular function (GO): protein binding
Source: RefSeq, a predicted model, not a curated record
UGAAUUUACUCGUUGAAAAACAACAUAUGUAAACACUAUUUUAGAACAGACAAGAUGCCUCUUAUUGUGAAAGAUUAUUCAUGGGAGCAAACUGACAAAGUUCUUUUUAUAACUGUUCCUUUGAAGGGGGUUAAAGCAAGCAAGGUCGACAUAUUUUCUUCAGAGGAAUACUUGAAGAUCAGCUACCCUCCCUACCUGUUUGAAUGUUUCCUGUAUGCACCUGUGCGGGACACAGACAGUGUGGCCCAGGUAGGAAAUGGUGCUGUCAUCUUUAAACUGCUGAAACAAGAUGCCGACAAAUGGCCUCAACUGCAGUCGGACAUUAUAGGUGAUAAAGAAGCCAUGAAGAUGAAGAGAGAAGAAUCUUUUGCUAAGGCUGAAGAGAGAGCAAAGGUUGAGAAAAAGAUGAAGGAUGAAGUGAAACGAGAAAAUGAACAGUAUGCUCUGAAAGAAAUCAUGAAGGCAGAGGAAGCUGAGAGAGCUCGAGUAGAGGAGGCAAAAGAGUCAGAGCGACGGAAGGCCACAGAGGAGCUGGAGAAUUGGAAAGAGGAACAAAGGCAGGCAGCAGAAUUGGAGAAGCAGAGAUUACUUGAGGAGCGGCGAAAGGAAGAGGCUUUGGAAAGGGAGAGAAGAAAGGUGGUUGAGAGGCAGCAGCGCAGACAAACACGAGGCAAGAAGGCAAGCAUAUUUGAGGAGAAUGCAGAGGGCGCCCCGCGUCGACAGGUGGGGAAGAUCGAGGUCUCAUUCACAGAGCGCGCAUUUCCAACACCUGAGAGGGAGUCUUGCCGGCCCCUAGAAGAUGAGUGGUUGAAAAAGCAGGCAGAGGCACGCAGGAUUGUGGAGCUUGAGGACGAGAACCUGACAGAGGAGGAACGUAACCCAGUCUGGCUCCGGGACAAGGGAAAUGAGUUCUUCAAGGCUGGCAAUUUUGAGGCAGCAGUGAAUGUCUACACCCAUGCCAUCAGACUGAGUCCAAUCCUGUACUCAUGUUACUCAAACAGGGCAGCUUGCCAUCUGAAGAUGAGGAAUUUCUUCAAAAGUAUAGAAGAUUCUUCAAAGGCACUGGAGUUGUUGGUGCCUGCAGUGCAGCAGAAUGCAGACAGCCGUCUGAAGUGCCAUGUACGGCGGGGCACAUCUUUCUGUGAACUGGAGAUGUAUGUGGAAGGUCUGCUGGACUAUGAGGCUGCCGUCAAGAUUGACCCCAACAAUGAGCAGCUGAAGGCAGAUGCGGAGAACAUCAGACACAUCAUACAAACGGAGACGGUCAGCUGAGAGACACCUAGAUUGAAUCUUACAAUAUCAUACUUGUGAUGGCUGUGUUUAAAUGCAAGGAAUGCAUGUCUUUUUUUGUCUUCCAAGUAUGCAUGUUAAAUAAACAACAUGACUGAAAGUCAUUCAUAUUUGUAUGUGUUCAAAUCCUAGCAUUCAUCAUUUUAAAAAAGUCCUGUAAUAUUGUAAAUGUAGGAAUAGGUUUAUUAUUCAACUUGAUCAAGUUUAACUUGAAAUAAGAUGUCUUACAUUUUACUAUCCUUUGUAUCUCAAGCUUUCUUUCAUAAUGAAGUUUAUCAUUGGUCUGAUGCCCUGUACACUUCAAUUUUUCAAGAGUACUAUUUCAAACGUCACUAUACUCUAUAUCAUUAUAUUUAUGUAGAUAAGCCUGCUCCAUUAUAAUGAAUACAAAAUGUCCUAGAUAUUAAGUUUUUAACGUAAUAUUAUCUUCUCAUACUGUUUUGUACUUUUUAAUGAAAUAUGACAUUUUCAUGCUGUUUUAUCAUCUCAACUCUUGUUGUAUUGUGGGAGUAGGAAUGGUUAUGGUUACCAGCUGUAUUAGACUAUUGGGUUGGCAAAGAAACAGUAAAAUUUGACCUCAAAAGCAUCUAUUUUGCAAAAAAAAAAAACUUUUUCCCAUAAUGUAAGGUCAUGUAAAAAUAUCAAAAAAAUAAAAUUAAUUAAAAUACUGUAACCUCAAAGAACCAAAGCUCUGAAUGUCCUCUAUUAUAAUAUUAUGUUAUUUUCAACAUAUUUUUUUAUAAAAUGAUCUCAUAUUUCGUCAUGCUUUGCAGUUAGCAAAAUGCAUUAAAAAUGAUCAUCUGAAAAUCUAACAAUAUUGAUAUUUCAUGCAGUAAUUGUAACUGAGUAACAUUCUAAUUUUGAUAUAUAAGGUAUGCUUAUAUCCUGGUUAUGAAAUGAGUACAUUUAAGUAAUUUGACCAAAACAUAUUUCUGUUAAUGACAUACUCUUCGGACCAGGACAAGACAUACUCUUUUGAUCAGAACUCAAUAGAAACUCUUUGGACCAGGAGUACAUACAUACUCUUAGAACCAGGACCCUUGGACCAUGAGUCAAGACAUGCUCUUAGAAUCAGGAGUCAAGACAUACUCUUAGAACCAGAUUCAGGCAGACUCUUAGAAUCAGAAUACAAGACAGACUCUUAGAACCAAGAGUCAGACAGAUUCUUAGAAUCAGGAGUAAAGACAGACUCUUAGAACCAGGAGUCAGACAAACUCUUAGAAUCAGGAGUAAAGACAGACUCUUAGAACCAGGAGUCAGACAGACUCUUUGGACCAGGAGUCAGACAAACUUUGGACCAGGAGUCAAGACAUACUCUUAGAAUCAGGAGUCAAGACAGACUCUUAGAACCAGGAGUCAAACAGACUUUGGACCAGGAGUCAAGACAUACUCUUAGAAUCAGGAGUCAAGACAGACUCUUAGAACCAGGAGUCAGACAUACUCUUUGGACCAGGAGUCAAGACAGACUCUUAGAAUCAGGAGUCAGACAGACCAUUAGAAUCAGGAGUAAAGACAGACUCUUAGAACCAGGAGUCAAACAGACUCUUAGAAUCAGGAGUCAGACGAACUCUUAGAAUCAGGAGUCAGACAGACCCUUAGAAUCAGGAGUCAGACAGACUCUUAGAACCAGGAGUCAGACAGACUCUUUGGACCAGGGGUCAGACGAACUCUUAGAAUCAGGAGUCAGACAGACCCAUAGAAUCAGGAGUCAAGACAGACUCUUAGAACCAGGAGUCAAACAGACUCUUAGAAUCAGGAGUCAGACAGACCCAUAGAAUCAGGAGUCAAGACAGACUCUUAGAACCAGGAGUCAAACAGACUCUUUGGACCAGGAGUCAAGACAGACUCUUAGAAUCAGGAGUCAAGACAGACUCUUAGAACCAGGAGUCAGACAUACUCUUUGGACAAGGAGUCAAGGCAUACUCUUAGAUUCAGGAGUCAGACAGACUCUUAGAAUCAGGAGUCAAGACCGACUUUUAGAACCAGGAGUCAGACAGACCCUUUGGAACAGGAGUCAAGACAUACUAUUUGGAACAAAAGUCAGACAGACUCUUUGGACCAGGAUUCAAGACAUACUCAUAGAAUCAGGAGUCAAGACAGACUCUUAAAACCAGGAGUCAGACAUACUCUUUGGACCAGGAGUCAGGACAUACUCUUAGAAUCAGGAGUCAGACAGACUCUUAGAAUCAGGAGUCAAGACCGACUUUUAGAACCAGGAGUCAGACAGACUCUUAGAAUCAGGAGUCAAGACAGACUCUUAGAACCAGGAGUCAGACAUACUCUUAGAACCAGGAGUCAGACAGACUUCUUGUACCAGACGUCAAGACAGUCUCUUUGGACCAGGAGUCAAGACAGACUCUUUGGACCAGGAGUGAAGACAUACUCUUUGAAUCAGGACAUACUCUAAGAAUCAGGAGUCAAGACAGACUCUUAGAACCAGGAGUCAGACAUACUCUUAGAAUCAGGAAUAAAGACAGACUCUUAGAACCAGGAGUCAGACAGACUCCUUGUACCAGGAGUCAAGACAGACUCUUUGGACCAGGAGUCAAGACAGACUCUUUGGACCAGGAGUCAAGACAUACUCUUUGGACCAGGAGUCAAGACAGACUCUUUGGACCAGGAGGGAAGACAUACUCUUUGAAUCAGGACAUACUCUAAGAAUCAGGAGUCAAGACAGACUCUUUGGACCAGGACUCAAGACAUACUCUUAGAAUCAGGAGUCAGACAUACUCUUAGAAUCAGGAGUAAAGACAGACUCUUAGAACCAGGAGUCAGACAUACUCUUUGGAACAGGUGUCAGACAGACUCUUUGGACCAGGAGUCAAACAGACUGUUAGAAUCAGUAGUCAAUCAGACUCUUUGGACCAGGAGUCACGACAUACUCUUAGAAUCAGGAGUCAAGACAGACUCUUAGAACCAGGAGUCAAACAUACUCUUUGGACCAGGAGUCAAGACAUACUCUUAGAAUCAGGAGUCAGACAGAUUCUUAGAAUCAGGAGUCAAGACAGACUCUUUGGACCAGGAGUCACGACAUACUCAUAGAAUCAGGAGUCAAGGCAGACUCUUAGAACCAGGAGUCAAGACAGACUCUUUGGACCAGGAGUCAAGACAUACUCUUAGAAUCAGGAGUCAGACAUACUCUUAGAAUCAGGAGUAAAGACAGACUCUUAGAACCAGGAGUCAGACAUACUCUUUGGAACAGGUGUCAGACAGACUCUUUGGACCAGGAGUCAAACAGACUCUUAGAAUCAGUAGUCAAUCAGACUCUUUGGACCAGGAGUCACGACAUACUCUUAGAAUCAGGAGUCAAGACAGACUAUUAGAACCAGGAGUCAAACAUACUCUUUGGACCAGGAGUCAAGACAUACUCUUAGAAUCAGGAGUCAGACAGAUUCUUAUAAUCAGGAGUCAAGACGGACUCUUUGGAACAGGAGUCAAGACAGACUCUUUGGAACAAAACUCAGACAGACUCUUUGGACCAGAAGUCAAGACAUACUCUUAGAAUCAGGAGUCAAGACAGACUCUUUGGACCAGGAGUCAAGACAGACUCUUUGGACCAGGAGUCAAGACAUACUCUUAGAACCAGGAGUCAAACAGACUCUUUGGACCAGGAGUCAAGACAGACUCUUAGAACCAGGAGUCAAACAUACUCUUUGGACCAGGAGUCAAGACAUACUCUUAGAAUCAGGUGUCAGACAGAUUCUUAGAAUCAGGAGUCAAGACAGACUCUUUGGAACAGGAGUCAAGACAGACUCUUUGGAACAAAAGUCAGACAGACUCUUUGGACCAGGAGUCAAGACAUACUAUUAGAAUCAGGAGUCAAGACAGACUCUUUGGAACAGGAGUCAAGACAGACUCUUUGGAACAAAAGUCAGACAGACUCUUUGGACCAGGAGUCAAGACAUACUUUUAGAAUCAGGAGUCAAGACAGACUCUUUGGACCAGGAGUCAAGACAGACUCUUUGGACCAGGAGUCAAGACAUACUCUUAGAAUCAGGAGUCAGACAUACUCUUUGAACCAGGAGUCAGACAUACUCUUUGGACCAGGAGUCAAGACAUACUCUUAGAAUCAGGAGUCAGACAGACCCUUAGAAUCAGGAGUCAAGAUAUACUCUUAGAACCAGAUUCAGGCUGACUCUUAGAAUCAGGAGUCAAGACAGACUCUUAGAACCAGGAGUCAGACGUACUCUUAGAAUCAGGAGUAAAGACAGACUCUUAGAACCAGGAAUCAGACAGACUCUUUUGACCAGGAGUCAAGACAGUCUCUUUGGACCAGGAGUCAAGACAGACUCUUUGAAUCAGGAGUCAGGACAUACUCUUAGAAUCAGGAGUCAAGACAGACUCUUUGGACCAGGAGUCAAGACAUACUCUUAGAAUCAGGAGUCAAGACAUACUCUUUGGACCAGGAGCCAAUAUGGAGAUUCAAUUACUAGUACUUAUUUUGAAAACAAGCUUUAUU